GUAAUCAUUACUUCCCCUUGUGCGUUGGCUACAUUACAGUCACUCUGAAAGACGAAAGAGGAACGUGAAAAGUGAGCGGGCCUGGCAGCUCUUCAUCAUGCGGCCAGGUUGUCGGGCAACCGGCUCGUGGUGGUGAGUGUCUCCCAAGUCGCAGCAGACUCCCUCCGAACACUCAGUUCGGACACCGCGUCGAGAAUGGACGACCGCGCUCGGCCAACGCCGCUGUUCACGUUCGGCGUGAUAGCGGACAUCCAGUACGCGGACAUCGACGACGGGUACAACUACACCCGCUCGAGGCGGCGGCACUACCGCAGCAGCCUCCAGCUGCUCGGCAACGCCCAGCGGAGUUGGGCGGACUCGGCCGUCAAGCCCGACUUCAUCCUCCAGCUGGGCGACAUCGUCGACGGCUUCAACAAGGGCCACGGCGCCUCGGAGCGGGCGCUGGACACCGUGCUGGGCGCGUUCGGCUCCGGCCCCGGCGCCGCGGCGGUCCACCAUGUGUGGGGCAACCACGAGCUCUAUAACUUCCGCCGCAGCGCGCUGCUGGGCUCGAGGCUCGACACGGCGCCGCCCCGCGCCGACGGCGGCCCGGGCGCGGACAUCUACGCCUACCGCUUCAGCCCGUUCCCCGGCUUCGCGUUCGUGGUGCUGGACGCCUACGACGUGAGCCUGCUGGGAAGAGAGGAGUCCAGCGAGCAGUACAGGAGCGCGAUGGAGCUGAUCAGACAGCACAACAACAACGAGGACCUCAACUGCCCCCCGGAACUUUACGGCCUACAGCGGAGGUUUACCAUGUUCAAUGGUGGGUUCGGUAAAGAGCAGCUGGACUGGCUAGAUUCUGUGCUGUCUUCGGCUGAUGAGAAGCGGGAAAGAGUCACUAUUGUCAGUCACCUCCCUGUCCACCCGUCCUCCACGGACCCCAUCUGCCUGGCAUGGAACUACGAUGAGCUCCUGGCCAUCAUACAGUCUCACAGCAGUGUGGUGUGUUUCAUGGCCGGACACGACCAUGAGGGCGGAUACUGCCAGGACAAGGAAACGGGCGUGCACCACCUGACGCUGGAGGGGGUGAUUGAGACUCCGCCUGACAGCAACGCCUUCGGCACGGUGUCUGUGUACGAGGACAGGAUGGUGCUGAAAGGGAGCGGGAGGAUCGCAGAUCGAGUGUUUCUAUUUCCAUGACACCAAAGUAACUUGGAUCAUAGAGGACUUGCAUCUACAUCCCAUCCCAUAGCAGAGGCCUUGGACUUUAUCUCCUAUUACUUUACACCCUUCUAGUUAAAUUUAAAAGGCCUUAAGAGUUACAAAAACACAGACACAGACUAUCUGCUGUGUUUUGUAGACACAUGCUGUCAUGUGCACUUACCUCAGCAGAACAAAUCUAGUACCUAAAAUAUUUUAUUGCACUUGAGUUUUGAUUUUAAUGUUUGCUGACAGACCUUGGAAUCUGUCCAUACAUUAGCUGCUGUGGGGAAUUAAAGAUUAAAGCUUUAUAUUUAUUUAUGUAUUUUAAGGAGGAAUUGAUUUUUCUAUUUCUGCCUCUUGGCAAGUUUUGUUUAUUGCACAAAUCUGACUCUCUUAUCAAAUAAGACGUUUUAUAAGAGCAGUGUUCUGCUCACUAUAACUGAUAAACAUAUAUGCCCUCAAGAUAAGUGAAAAACAGUAUUUAUAAGGUAGAACUGUCUAAUGAAUAAAAAAUGAAUUCAAUCUUCA
Molecule: messenger RNA, 1710 nt
Organism: Scophthalmus maximus (turbot)
Lineage: Eukaryota; Metazoa; Chordata; Actinopteri; Pleuronectiformes; Scophthalmidae
Gene: adprm
Product: ADP-ribose/CDP-alcohol diphosphatase, manganese-dependent
Exons: 3
Coding region: 196-1179 (327 amino acids)
Molecular function (GO): manganese ion binding; CDP-glycerol diphosphatase activity; 2',3'-cyclic-nucleotide 2'-phosphodiesterase activity
Source: RefSeq, a predicted model, not a curated record